Babesia bigemina is the source of this 2028-nucleotide messenger RNA. RefSeq lists its product as hypothetical. Gene Ontology annotation, biological process: phosphatidylinositol biosynthetic process; positive regulation of kinase activity. The transcript has 15 exons. Lineage: Eukaryota; Apicomplexa; Aconoidasida; Piroplasmida; Babesiidae. Gene Ontology annotation, cellular component: PAS complex; endosome membrane. The record is from RefSeq and is a predicted model, not a curated record. Bases 1 to 2028 code for a protein of 675 amino acids.
AUGAGCGUUACUAGCAAAAAUAGCGCGGCAGGGCGCCACGAGUUUCUGCCGGAAAACACGCCUUCCUAUCUCGUGGACGGAAACCCGGAAUUCCGCAAAAGGGCGCGGAAUACCAUCUCCCAGGCGGUCCGAAAAUUCAUAAAGGAUGCGCAGGAGCAGGAUGGGCGGCACGAAAUCUGCCAAGAGGCCGUCGGCAGAUUCUUGGAACUGAUGCGAUUGCGAUUCCUAGACAACGCGAUACCGGAGCAUCGCAUAGGAGGGCUUAUCGGACUCGCAGCGGCUGCAAUAGCGCUUGAAGAAUACCUGGACGAUCAUGCCGACGCAUUCAUACAUGUGGCAUUGCCGUACUUCACGGAUCAAGAUUCCGCAGUGCGCUACUAUGCCUGCGAGUCGCUCUUCAACAUCUUCAAAAAAGCGCCAGAUGCGGUAACGCGCAAUUUCUCGGAGAUAUUUGACGGCGUCUGCAAGUUAUGCUGCGAUAUAGAUGACGAUGUGCGGCAGACAUCGGAGCUCAUGAGCCGCCUCGUGAAGGAUAUCAUACUGCAGAACGGAAACCACACGGUGGAGAUGGUGGUCAACCUGGUGGCAAGCCGGAUGCACGUCACCAACUCGUUUGUGCGGAUGCUGCUGUGGAAACGUUUAACAGAUAUCGUGGAUAACAGCGCUCAACGCGGUGCCGAGUACGUUAUAACGAAUAGUAGAAUCCAUGAAGACGCAGAUGUUGAUAUGUUGGAACACCUCCCAAAGCUGUACAUCGGGCUUCUCAACAUGCUGGUGGAUAGCAACAAGUUAGUUAUGAUGCAUGUAAGCUGCAUGGGUCUCAGAGACGUAAGGGGCGGGGCAGAGCUCUGCCUAGCAGAAUUCCUGUCGCUGUUCAAAAAGACGUUUGCCACGAAGACCAACAUCGUAAACGAAGCGUUGUUCAAGGCAGUGCUCAUCAACACCAAGCGCAGCGAGUACAUCGUGAAGAAAAACAACAUAGGAUGGAUACGGGAGCUCGCCUGCCUACAGCCUCAAUUGAUCCACUUUGAGGGGUUUCCGCAGCUAUUGAGAGCGGUUAUAAUGUCAAUAGCCGAUCAGAACGCAGAUGUCAGUGCAUGUGCCCAGGAAGCGAACAAGCAGCUGUUUAUGACGGCGAAAGAGCAAAGGAGCGUUUCGAACGUCAAACAGAUCACCAAAGAGCUCACGGAAAUAGUGGAAUUACCCGUGACCCACGUGGUCAUGCUAACGGUUCUGCAGUGGCUGACGCUGCUCCUGGAACUCAAACCACGCGUGAUGAAGGACGCGCUGCCGGUCGUGACUAGAGCUAUCGUGUUGUGCUUCAAGCAGAGCGACUCCGAGCCCAUCAUGGAGGCCACGCUCAAGGCGAUCAUACUGGUGGUGGAACUGGGGGAACAGAAUUUCGAGCUCGUAUCGCAACAUCUAUUAGAGCUAUUCAAGAGUGAUGACGCACUGCUGGAGGAGAGGGGCAACCGCAUCAUCAUCAACGUCUGCAAACAGAUAGGUUUCGAGAAAUUCUACAAGAUAACUGCGGAGUGCCUCGCGUUGUAUGCCGAAGCGGACUUCCUUAGGCGGAUCGUUCAUACCCUCAAUUGGACGCUGCUCACGUCGGAGGAUGCGAGGACGAUGAGGAAGUUGCUCUUGACUGCAGAGGGUGAAUCCUUGGGUACCUUGUUGCAGAAGUGCUGGGAACACAACCUAUCGUCAGCGUUGGCACUGGCGCUAUGGCGCGAAAAAUACAAACUAGCCAACGAAAUUGUACAACAAAUAGCCGACUCCAAUUUUGAUGUGGAGUUCUGGCUGUGGACAGACAGCCUCGUCCAACUGUUCGACACGCACGUGUUCAUGAAAAUGCGGCUACACCUGUUAAAGCCGACUCAACACAACGACCUGUUACAGGCCCUGCUGGGGCUGUCGAUGUUGCUACCGCAGAGCGAAACCAAUAAGCAGCUGAUGCGCAGGCUCAGCAUAUCGCAAUUCGCACAAAUAGGGGAGCAGCUGGCCAUGAUGAACAUGCGUGGGACUUGA